Molecule: messenger RNA, 656 nt
Organism: Rubroshorea leprosula
Lineage: Eukaryota; Viridiplantae; Streptophyta; Magnoliopsida; Malvales; Dipterocarpaceae
Source: the annotation of a GenBank genome assembly
AACAUGGUCUGAAAAGUUGUGUCAUGGAAUCUCUAAAUUGAUUGGACGCUGGGGCCCACCCAUAGUUUUUUUCGAACCGGGAUCAAUCUAAAUAAGGCUGCAUGCAGCCUUCUUCCUCGCGUGUCGCCCAUCCCCCCCCAUUCUGCGAUUUCUUCACAAUUUUCCUCUGUUUUUUCUUUCUUUUUUCUUCCUCUUCGCUGCAAGCUUCUCCUCCUCCAAUCUCCUCCAAUCUCUGGCCAACCAUUGAGGAAAAAUUGACAGCUGAAUAUGCUACUAGACAAGAAGAAGAAGGAUUUGACCCUACAAUACCUCAUGGAUAUAAGUGUGAGUACAUCUAGACGAGAACCAUUCAGGCCACCUAUUAUAGGACAGUCUAAUAGGGUUAUCAAAUUACAGCAAACUAUUGAAUCAUUGAAGGCAGAUAAUCAUAGCCUUCGACAAACACAAAUGGCCCUUUUAGCAGAUAAUGAUAGCCUACGGCAGCAACAGUCGACCCUUGUGACACAGAUGCAGCAACUCUACUAGCAUUUAGGGAUGACCCUAGCGGAUAUCAGUGGGACAGUCACCCCAAGGACACCCCUAGAUAUUUAGGUUUUUCAUAUUUUAAUUAAAUAUUUGUAUUGACUUUAUAUUUGUAAUAGAUAUUGGAGACUUAU